CUCGCAGCUCGCUGCGUCGUGUCCGGUCGGUCGGUCGCUGAGCACAAGAGCAAACAUGUCGGGAAGGAGAGAGCCCAGCGGAGGAACUGCGCUCAUGAAAUACACGCCUGAGACAUAAGAUUAAAAAAAAAAAACAAGAAGUGUAUUUUAAUCCAGUCAGGACGGACGGUGUUUGUGUGUGCGUUAGCAUUAUUUACACGGAAGCGGACCGGUGCGGAACGAAUGGACGGAUAAAAGAGAGACAGCCGGGAUUCAACUAAAGUAUCCUGACAGACAGGCGACCCGGGUCGGGUAGAGACUGUGUGUGUGUGUUGGUGUGUGCUCAAAACAAGACGGGGUUGCUCCUUGCUGGGGAAUGUUAUCCGUACUGUCUUAUGGCAGACUGGUAGCCAGGGCUGUCCUGGGCGGACUCUCUCAGACUGACGGUCGGGACUACAGCCUGAUCAGCGCCAGUUAUGGCUUCGGCAAAGACUUUCGCAAGGGGAUCCUGAAGAAAGGGAUGUGCUACGGAGACGAUGCCUGCUUCAUUGCGCGGCACAGGACCGCCGAUGUGUUGGGCGUUGCAGAUGGUGUAGGUGGUUGGCGGGACUAUGGUGUUGACCCGUCUCAGUUCUCCGCCACCUUAAUGAGAACCUGCGAGCGACUGGUGAAGGAGGGACGCUUCACUCCCAGUAAUCCAGUGGGUAUUCUGACCUCUGGCUAUUAUGAACUUCUGCAGAACAAAGUUCCCCUGCUAGGGAGCAGCACGGCCUGUAUUGUGGUUCUGGAUCGACGGAGUCACCGGCUACACACAUGUAACCUUGGCGACUCCGGCUUCCUGGUCGUUAGGGGAGGAGAGGUGGUUCAUCGCUCAGACGAACAGCAGCAUUAUUUUAACACGCCCUUCCAAUUGUCCAUCGCUCCUCCGGGAGCUGAAGGGGUGGUGCUUAGUGACAGCCCUGAAGCAGCUGACAGCUCCUCCUUCGACGUGCAGCUCGGUGACAUCAUCCUGACAGCAAGCGACGGCCUCUUUGACAACAUGCCAGACUACAUGAUUCUUCAGGAGCUGAAAAAACUCAAGACUACAAACUAUGACAGCGUCCUGCAGACGGCACAGAGCAUUGCAAAGCAAGCUCAUGAUCUGGCCUACGACCCCAACUAUAUGUCCCCUUUUGCACAGUUUGCCUGUGACAAUGGUCUGAAUGUAAGAGGUGGGAAGCCAGAUGAUAUCACGGUGCUGCUGUCCAUUGUGGCUGAAUAUACAGACUAAAAGUGUCUGUGAGAGUGCGUGUGUGCUUCUCUGGGGCUGGUCCUUCCUUCCCGUCUGCCUGAGUCUUCCACCUGCAGCCCUCCCAAAAAUGCACUGCAUCCUGUGGGCUGACAGGGGGGGGCCCACCGACACGACACACACUCCUCGCUGCGGGACUGACGUCCACCCGUGUACAUUUUGUUUUCUUCCUCUGUUUUUGUUUUGGUGCUUGAAUGGUCAAGGGGGAAGCAGGCAGCUUGGACAUUUUCAUGUUGAUCAUGAUGCAGGAGGAGAGGAGUAUGACGGGCUGAGGGAUCCCUUUCAGUCUCCCAUAUCUCAUUGUGUGGCAUCAAACACUUUUUCUUUUGAUGUCUUUAGGUGGUGUGACUAAGAGACAGUGCAGUUUGGUUUGACUGAGGUCCUUAAAACCUGGUAGCCAUUAUGUAUAAAAAAGGUGAUAUUAUAAGAGGAGUAAGCCAUGGUUUUGGAGAGUAGUCAUAGAGUUGACUAUUUAACCCAGCUGUCUGUUGUCCCAGUUGUUGUCUGUUGUUGUAAAUGUGUUUGGACAAAGCAUAUAGAGGGAGGACUGAGGAAGCUGAUGUUGGGACGCUAUUAGAGAGUGAGAUUCAAGAGUUGGGUUUCAGUGUCUUGGGUUUGGGAAUGUUGACGAUGGUAAAGUUCAUUAGUAAUUGCUCAGAUCAAAGGAACUUGUAAAGGGAAGCUUACAUGUGAAGGUAGAUCAGGUUUCGUCAC
Morone saxatilis (striped sea-bass) is the source of this 1981-nucleotide messenger RNA. RefSeq names its product protein phosphatase PTC7 homolog. The transcript is spliced from 6 exons. The record is from RefSeq and is a predicted model, not a curated record. NCBI's taxonomy places the organism in Eukaryota, Metazoa, Chordata, Actinopteri, Moronidae. Bases 356 to 1249 code for a protein of 297 amino acids.